This is a messenger RNA of Hemibagrus wyckioides, 8816 nucleotides long. RefSeq names its product low density lipoprotein receptor-related protein 8, apolipoprotein e receptor (gene lrp8). The transcript has 19 exons. Gene Ontology annotation, molecular function: calcium ion binding; protein binding. Bases 120 to 3095 code for a protein of 991 amino acids. NCBI's taxonomy places the organism in Eukaryota, Metazoa, Chordata, Actinopteri, Siluriformes, Bagridae. The record is from RefSeq and is a predicted model, not a curated record.
GCGGCGAGUCCGGCGAGGUGAAGCACAGUGGAGGAGGAACUGGGAAACUGCGAGCUGAGAGAGCAGGUCUGUGUGUGUUUUUCCCGAUUCAUAUGAGCGCAGAGCCUCCAGCGUGAAGAAUGCGGACAGGACUAGGAAAACUACUGCUUUUACACGUUUUUCUCAUGGAGACUUUCUAUACUAAAGGGAGUGAGACAGCUUGUGAAACGGGACAGUUCCGGUGUAGAAACGGCAGGUGUAUUCCCACACCGUGGCGAUGCGACGACGACGACGACUGCACUGACAACAGCGACGAGGAACACUGCCUGAAGACCACGUGUUCUGUAGAAGACUUUACCUGUACGAAUGGACAGUGUGUGCCAGCUCGCUGGAAAUGCGACGGGGAACCUGAAUGUCUAGACGGAUCUGACGAGGCUGAAUCUACGUGCAAUCGGCAGGCAUGUCCACCCGAGAAGUUUGACUGUGGAAGCAGCACAAACAAAUGUGUGUCUCUGUCCUGGCGCUGUGACGGAGAGACGGACUGUGAUAAUGGAGCGGAUGAGGAACACUGUGCUGCCGAUGAGAAGGUUUGUCCGCCGAAAGAGUUCCAGUGCCGGAACGGCAUGUGCGUGGCCCCGGGCUUCGUCUGCGAUGGUGACGAUGACUGCGGAGACAACAGCGAUGAAGAGAAGUGCUCAUCAAGCACAGCCACCACAUGCAGCCCUCGGGAGUUCCGCUGCAACAACUCCGAGUGUAUCCCGGCUCUGUGGAGCUGCGACGGCGACCCUGACUGCAGAGAUAAAUCAGACGAGUCGCCGGAGCGCUGUCACAGCAGGAACGAGCCGCAGAAGCAAGGAUGCCCUGCUGGAGAGUUCCAGUGUGGCAGCGGGGAGUGCGUCCAUCUCAACUGGAAAUGCGACGGCGACCCAGACUGCAAGGACAAGUCCGAUGAGACAAACUGUCUUCUCCUUACCUGCAGGCCAGAUCAGUUUCAGUGUGGUGAUGGCUCCUGUAUUCACGGCACUAAGCAGUGUAACCAUGUGCACGACUGUCCGGACUUCAGUGAUGAAGCAGGCUGUAUCAACAAGACUACUAAAUGUGAAGGGCCGCUGAAGUUCACGUGCAAUAACGGAGAGUGUAUCGACAGCAUCAGGGUGUGUGACAACAUCAAGGACUGUAAGGACUGGUCAGAUGAACCCAUGAAGCAGUGUGGCAUCAAUGAAUGUGCCAAUAACAAUGGCGGCUGCUCUCACAUAUGCAGGGACCAGCGGAUAGGCUACGAGUGCGACUGUCCCUCAGGUUACAUGCUGCUGGAUCAGAGGACUUGUGGAGACAUAGAUGAAUGUGAGAACCCAGACACCUGCAGUCAAAUUUGCAUCAACUACAAAGGUGACUACAAGUGUGAAUGCUACGAGGGCUACGAAAUGGAUCCAGUUUCCAAGACAUGCAAGGCUGUGGGUCAAAGUCCAUACCUGAUGUUCACCAACCGACACGAGAUCCGACGGAUCGACCUGGUGAGGAGGGACUACACGCAGGUGGUGCCCACCCUGAAAAACGCCGUGGCGUUGGACGUAGACGUCACCACAAACAAGAUGUACUGGUGUGACCUUUUCCAUCGCAAGAUCUUUAGCGCAUACAUCAACAAAGCCAGUAACUCAUCUGAGCAGAUCACACUCAUCGAUUCAGCACUACAUUCCCCAGAAGGCAUAGCUGUCGAUUGGGUCCACAAUAACAUCUACUGGACUGAUUCUGGACACAAAACUGUCUCCGUCGCCACUACUGAUGGCAAAAAGAGAAAAGUGUUGGUUGACAACGAGCUGAGUGAACCACGGGCCAUUGCGCUUGAUCCCAGACAAGGGUUCAUGUACUGGUCAGACUGGGGGAUCCAGGCUAAAAUUGAGAAGGCUGGACUGAAUGGUGUGGACCGCCAGGUGCUGGUCUCAGAGCGAAUCGAAUGGCCUAAUGGGAUUACUUUAGAUUUGUCCAGCAGACGUCUGUACUGGGUGGACUCCAAACUGCACCUCAUCUCCAGCGUGGACCUGAAUGGAGAUAAUCGCAGGGUCCUGCUCUCGUCUACUGAGCACCUGGGCCAUCCCUUCGCCCUCACGCUGUUCGAGGACCGAGUAUAUUGGACAGAUCUGGAGGAUGAGGCUAUUUACAGUGUGAACCGGCUAACAGGCCACGAUAUAUCCAUGCUGGCGCAGCACCUGAACAGCCCGCUGGACGUGGUGGUGUUCCAUGAGCUCCGGCAGCCCAAAGCUCCAGACAGCUGUAAUAUGGGGAGUUUGCCCAACGGUGGUUGUGAGUACCUGUGUCUGAGAGCUCCGCAGAUCACAGAGCACUCGCCCAGAUACACCUGCGCCUGUCCUGACGACGCGGAGCUCGGCCCGGACAUGCGCCGCUGUGUCGCAGUACCAAAGCCCAGGUCUACAACAACUACACCUUCUUCAACUACGACAACAGAACCUUCUACACCUUCCACACCUCCAUCGACCACUUCGACUUCGACAACUAUCACCAGUACAAUGUCAUCUACUCCAAGUCCGACUGCGACGACUGCCUCGAGCACGACUGCUUCUUCUACAACACACAGUACCACAGCUUUAUCUCCGUUAACCACACCACCUUCCACCACUGUGUAUUCUACCACCACUCCAUCACCAUCCUCCACGACAAGCAGCACUCAGAGCAGCACCACACCACCAUCGCAACAUCCCGGCUCCACGCAGAACGCAACAGGGAGCAGCCGAACGACAAGAUCUACCACUGUCUCUCAAAAAGAUGGACCAAAAAGUGGGGACAGCAACCUCUCACACCGUGCUUCAGGUGGUCACUUCCUCCUCGGGAACAACAUCACGGUGGCAGUUCUGGGUGUCGUCAUCCCUAUAGUUCCUAUCCUUGCCACAGUGGUCCUCACGCUGGCGUGCACCGGAGGCUACCUGGUCUGGCGGAACUGGAGGCGGCGCAACACCAAGAGCAUGAACUUCGACAACCCGGUGUACCGUAAGACCACCGAGGAAGACGACGACGAGAUCCACAUUGGCCACAGCGAACAGAUCGGACACAUCUACCCAGCCCGCGUGGCGCUCAGUGUGGAGGAUGACGGAUUACCCUGAGGUUGUUUUCUCUUCCCUCCCUCCCUCCAUCCCUGUGUCCAUCCAUCCACUUGUUUGGGUCCCUCGGUCUGGUGGGGAGACUGCAGCACUGUACAGCAAGGCCGAGAGAGAACAGGACACACACACACACACACACACAUUCGCUCUCUCUUUGGUGUUAGUGCUAUGUGACACACAGGACUUGUCCUUUAGAGGCUGUGUAGCUCUUCUGACGGAUUAGAGACUAACACUAACCUGUCUCUCCUCUAGCUCUACUGCAGCUCCAGCGGGAACACUAGCAAAUAUUCCUCUUUAAUCAUCACUAACUUUGUAGAACGCUGCUUCAUUAAGUAAAUGCUGAGUAAUUUUAUUGCGUGUGUGUGUGUGUGUGUGUCUGUAGACAUGGAUACAGGGUGACCGGGACUAAUUUGCUUUGUUAGCACUGGACCAUUUAAAGAUUUUAUUGAGCUGGAAAGCAAAUAAUUUAUACACACACACUGGUAUAUACAGUAUAUUAUGUGGUGCAGCACUGCGGGCAGGUCCUAGAUAAAAUAAGAAAGGAAUUAUGUGCUGUAUUUAAAAGAAACUAGGCAUAAAUGGUCACGUCUGUGUCAUUUCUCGCCGCGGUCUUCUAUCAGCUGGGUUUAGACGUCUUCCCUACGUAACGCACUCGGAGAGAGUUUUAAGGAUCUUAGGAAAUGGUACACGUGUGUCUUCAGAACCCUAACAGGGCUUCCAUGACCCAAAGCCUGUCACUCCUGAGCUCUUCCCAGUGUCAUGAUCAUCAACACACACACACUGACAAGCCUACACACUCCUGUUCCUGUCCCUGAGGUUUAUCCCGCUCUACAGUUUAGUGUACACUUUCAGAUCAGUUAGCGUUCCUUGUCGCUGGAAUGGUUCCCUCAGUGGCUGAGGUUCGUGGAGGGCUUUUACAUGAGGGAAGUGUUCGAAUUUCAAUCAGCAUACACACGGCAAGCACAAUGAAUGAACAUCGCACCUGAACGCGUGUCGCUUACAGUACAUUAUAUUAUUAACACAGAUUGGUUAAAGUCUCAAAUCAUUUCUCUAACAGCACAGAUCUAAAUAUUUAUAACCGUAUCGUAAAUGAUCAUUUCGUAGAAAUCUGCUCGUUCUGGUAUGUUAUUGCUCCUGUAAUAGUUCAGUCACAUGGUCUUGUAUGACUUGAUUACGCUCCAUAUAAAUCUAAGCCUCAGGAUAAUAUUAUAUUCAUGGAACAUUAUAUUGGAAACUUUCCCAGUAUAAAAGUUGUUUCCUGUUAUCUUGUACAUUUUAGCAGCUAUAUAGAAAGUUCUCUCUCUCUCUCUCUCUCUCUCUCUCUCUCUGUCUGAGAAUUUCAUCUGUCCUUUCUGCACCACAACCUCUGUCCUUUCUGCACCACAAAUUCUUAUAAAAAUCGCUAUGGAUUAGAUAAUAAGGAUUAGAUGACGCUGAUUUCUGGUUCAUUCAUUCGAUUGGUCAAGCGACGUUCCAAGAGUGUGUAUAUAUAUUUCCUAUAAACACACUGGAAUGUUUCACUGUGUAAUUCCUACUUCCUACUUCGUAACAGUUACUACAUCACCAGCUGAAAAAAAAUGGCAAAUUUUUAUAUGUAUAACUUUUGACUUGUCUCGUCAGAUCGAGCCCGUUAAGAGAAAGUCGAAAUCAAUGUGAAGUGGCUAGCAGCUAGCUAACAGACUACAAAGUGAAGGUGGCUUCUUUCGGAUUUAUUUCUACUACCGGAGGAAAAAUAAACAAAACAUUUGGCUAUAUUCUUGCGUUUUUACUCUCAGCUCUCACUCGCAGCACUCAUCCUUGCUCAAUCAGACAUCUUUUGAGUGUAUUUCUAAACACGUCUUUUACUCUGAAACAUGGAUUUAAGCUGGAUAGAUGGAGUGUACGUCAUGUUUAGGGUUAAAUGUAUCUUUAGAAAGAUACACACUACACCCUUAUAGAGAAAGGCUUUUUUCCGAGAGUGUUGUUGGUUAGGACUUAUGUUUGUCCCGCUGUGUGAUUCAUAGCAGGAACAUUUUGUGAUUUUAUCCACAGAGAAUUUCACACAGGUUUCGCUUCAUCAUUCAGCAUCACUUGCUGUAGUCAUGAUGCCAGAUUGCGUUCAGUCAUAGUGCAGGCCAGUGGUGAACGAAGUAUUCAGAACAGAUUAGGUUUUACAUAGAGUCCAGUGACUAGACAUAUUCACAUCAGCUGACAGGAUAAAGGCUGAACAGGAUGGAGGUGUGCCGUGGUCAUGUGUAAGGUCAUGUGUCCUGACCUGGAAAAGCUUUUCUCAUUCAUGCUGGACUUGUCUUAGAUCUCUGACCAGUAAAAACACAACAAAUCUGAUUCCACCGGUUAAACUGAGUCACAUGCCCAGUAAUCAGAUUUGAAACUAAAUAUUCCCUUUUUUUGUUCCAAAAUGGAAAUUGGAAAUAAUUUUGUUUAUAAUAAUUUUGUUUAUCCUUGUACACACUAGCAGGAUGUCCAGAACAUCACCACCUGACAAUAUGAGAAAGGAGAUUUCACUGUGAACAGAUUUAACCUGAAAAUGAGACACACACUAUCUAUCUAUCUAUCUAUCUAUCUAUCUAUCUAUCUAUCUAUCUGUCUGUCUGUCUGUCUGUCUGUCUGUCUGUCUGUCUGUCUGUCUAUCUAUCUAUAUGUGCAUGUGUGUGUGUGUUUGUGGGUUAAAAAUUGGAUCACCAUAUGCAGAUAUCAAUUCGAUUCUUCCCGCAUCUGUAACUGAAGAUGACACUGUAAACCACCCAACCCCACCGCCACCCCCCCCAGUCUGUUACUGUCUGAGAGAUUAAUUGUACAUCACAGCGCUCUAUCAAAUAUUUAGAAGAUCAUUGUUUGACAUGACAGUAGAAGAUGUUGAGUUGAUCUGAGCGCGUGGGCUUCCUGCACACGUAUCCGGGUCCAGACUACAAGAUAGCGCUCGUUUAUUUCUGUAACACACGAUCCUGUCCCCUCAUGAACCCAGGAUCAAAUGUAAUGACGUCCUGUACUCGAGAGAUCUGAGCUCUAUAUUUUUUUUCAGAAAUAGCUCUGUACUCAAUGUCACUUAUUUAUCGACGUCAGAGAUUUAAGACAAGAAGAGUGUGAAUUUUAAUGUGAUCAGGUCAGGAGAUUUCAUUACAAGAGGACUAGCUAACUAGCUGACUGUUGAAAUUCACGGGGAGUGACCUGGGAUCUCACACACACUAGAAGGAGCUAGCAAACCAUCAGUAAUCUCACAGAAGAUGAUUGUUAUUUUCCCCAGACAAUUCCCCCAGCUUAAUCCCCACUCCUGUCUUAGUGACCAGGACAGACCUCGUCCGUCUCGCGCUACUUCCUGCUACUCGCAUCAGUAUCACAUGGUAUCAUUCAUUCAGCUAUCUUAAUUCCUUAAGCUAAACUUUUUUGAAGAGAUAAAUCAUUAUUUUCUAAAUCUAACUAGCUGCUUUGAAAUCACUAGCAAAAAAGAUGCUAUAAAUCAAGUGAAAUAAGCUAGCUGGCUAGCAGGACUGUGACUGGAGUAACUAGCAGGGUUGUAAACUGUAGUAGCUAAGACGAACUAGCAGGCUAAUUGUUUAGUAUCAAAUGAAAUUGGUCGUUUUAUAGCCUUAAGAUGGAAUCACGUCUUUAUUUUAUCUAGUAGCUGAACAUUAUGUGUAUAAUUCAACUUAUAGAGAGUGUAGAGACCUUGAGGACUAUUUUUUUUGUUUUUGUAAAAGGGACAUAAUUUGUCUGCCGGAAGAGAAAACAGUGGUAAACUCUAGGCAUCAGAUUUCCUGUUGACUUUUAUUUCAUGCUCAAUAAUAAGUGGCUUAGUGUGAUGUAGAUCUUCUACAGCUUCAUCCACUAAAUAAAUCAUUCGUUCUAGACGUUUUGGGGACUAGAUCGAGAUUUGUGCUUGUAUGUUUGCCUUAACUGUGAGACUCGGUGUCCGUGUGUAUGAGACCAGACUUUCACACACUUGUUGGAAGAGGAUCGCUGCAGUAGAGACGCAGAGUAAAGCUGCACUGCUCAGGCGCAGACACGCCGUACAGGACGAGAAGGUGUAAAACUGUUUCUGUCUUAAAACACUGAAAGCAAUGAAGUGUGGGGAUUCGGGGUUUUUUUGUUUUUUUUUUUUUUUGGAACACGUAGUCUCCGUAGACUUCCCCACGCUCUUCCCGAUUCAUACUUCCAAUACGUUUUUUGGGUCGAUACGAUUAGAACGACAUACUUUUUCUUACGCAAGCAAUACAGGGUAACUUUAUUACUUAUCUUUCUCCAGAUUAGGUCUGGAGUGUUUUGCUGGUGUAUUUUUUCUACAUGUACCUGGUGGUUUGUACUGUUUAGAGAUGAGAGCUGUGCACAUUUUGUACGUAGCCUUUUUACGGCGCCGUGUCGGAGGUGGCCCGUCGGUGUUCUUUUAAAAAGGGACGCCUCGAGUUCGGUAAGCAUGCGGUAGAGCGUGCGCUUCACCUAGGCAUUUAGACAUGGACUAAUCCCCCAACCUUUCAGUCGACAUCGACACUUUCUGUGUUCCUACUCUAUGCAUAUCGAAAGGUAAAUCCCUGCCUUCCUGCAGUGCAGUGCAGGGUUUGCACCGUGCUGCUCCGUCCUCUCAUCAUAUCGCAUCCCAUCUCUCACCCUACUAACAUCAGCUGUUUAACCCAUCCCUCACUUUCUCCACUCAUCCCCGAACGGUUGGUUUUUUUCUUUUUUCUUUUUUUUUGAAAGGGCUAUCUUUUCCCUCACGUGGGAAGCGGAAGAACGAGCCGGAAGAGGACGGCGCUCCUUCCUCUCGGCUGAUCCCCCUACCGAUCCCUCCGACAAAGCGGUACUGCUGACUCGCCUGUACGCUGGCUCCCUGUCCUCUCUUUUGUGACCUGUGAAUAGCUCCAUUUUUUGAUUUCCCUUCGCGAGUGUACUACUUGAACAAAUGUCCAGACUCAUCUCUUUUUCUUUUUAUUCAAUGUUGAUGUACAGUAUCAGGAAGCAGAUAUUUUCUCUCAGGGAACCGUUUCUUUAACGUGUUCCUUAAAAAAAAAAUAAAAAAAAAAAAAAAAACAUUUUCUACAACUGUUUGUUGCACAAACUUUUCGAGAAGCCUUCUGCACUGUGUAAAUGAUUACAUAGGAGAAGGGACAAAUGGGGACGGGUGGGCUGUGCACCGGGCUCGAAUCGAGAUUUGUAAAUACCUUUUCAUACGGCAGAACUUUUGAUAAUGUUUUAAACAUUUCUGUAAAAAGAUGUCUAUAUUAGUCUCCUGGAAGCAGAUGGAAAGAGUUUAGACCAAUUUAUUUGUACAGUGAAAGCACUGCAUUUCUUUUUACUACUUGAUUGUAACUAAAAAUUAAUCAGCCAAAGUGUUUUCUUUACUUUUUUUCUUUUUUCUUUUUUUUGCUUUUUAUUUUCUUUUUAUUAUAAUUUAAUUAACAGUAAAUCAUUGCAGAAGUAGGCGUCGCCGGUGUAUUUAAUUCUAUAUAAUAGAUUACGUGUUGAAAGACAGGAUUAUUGAGUUUAAUUUAUUGGUGCCUUGUUUGUGUAUAUUUUUCAAUACUGUUAUUUUCUCUUUUUAUCUUCCCUUCCUCCUGUGUGUUGGGUUUUGUGGGGUUGUAGGGUAUUUUGGGGGCUUAACCUACCAACACUGUACUUACUUGGGAUAUCUGUACUGUAUGCCAAAAUGGUCUCACUCACGUUUCUAUGAAAAUCGAGCUGUCGAUAAAUAUCUCUAUAUAUUGAUAUAUUAAAUUGUUUUUAAAAAUCUAA